Dendrobium catenatum is the source of this 1188-nucleotide messenger RNA. RefSeq names its product josephin-like protein. The transcript is spliced from 3 exons. The record is from RefSeq and is a predicted model, not a curated record. Gene Ontology annotation, biological process: protein deubiquitination. Gene Ontology annotation, molecular function: cysteine-type deubiquitinase activity. NCBI's taxonomy places the organism in Eukaryota, Viridiplantae, Streptophyta, Magnoliopsida, Asparagales, Orchidaceae. Bases 458 to 994 code for a protein of 178 amino acids.
CUGCCAGGCUGGAAUUCUAUUUUCGCGCUUAUCUUUUGCCGAUCUUACCGUCUCCACGUUUCCACGUUUCAGUUCGUCGUUCCAGCAACAGCCCCUAAUCUGCCUGAGGAGAGCUCAGCUUUGCUUUUAUCUCCACCUUGAUCUGUUGAGCUUGUCAGGUGAUCUUUUCCUGUUGUUUUAAGCCCCAAUUUCUGCCCUAACCUUUCAUGGAAUGAACCCUAUCGCCUAGAUUACAUAUCCCUUGAAUUCAAAAACUGAUAUUCUUCCGCUUCACUCGUGUUGAAUCCUGAAUCCAAGGGUAUUAUUUGUGGACAAAGACUUCUUGUUUUGUGAAACCCUGCUGUGAUUUCAGUAGAGUCCGUGUUAUAUUAAAAUGGAUUCUAGGUGGGUAGCUUGGUUUUGUGGGAGAGAUUUGUAGCACCAAGCAAUUAUUUUUUUGAAUGUAGGCUUUUCCUUAAUGGAGGAUAAGAGUGUCUACCAUGAGAGACAGAGAUUGCAGUUCUGCCUGUUGCAUGCGCUCAAUAAUCUUCUCCAGGAACAGGACUGCUUCACUCGAGCUGAAUUAGAUGCAAUUGCUGAAAAACUUGAUCAUGAAGAUCCUGAGAAAGGAAGAUGGACUCCCCUUUCAGUAGUUUUCAAAUCUCACCAUAACAAACUGACAGGAAAUUAUGACGUAAAUGUUCUCAUCUCAGCACUCGAAGCUAGAAAGAAAACAGUAGUUUGGCAUGAUCGUCGCAAUAGAGCUUCUUCAAUCAACCUUUCUUCAGAAACACUACUUGGAGUUCUGCUAAACAUUCCUGUGAGGAGAUUUGCCGGACUUUGGCGAGGUCGGCACUGGGUUUCGAUACGAUGCAUUGAUGGAAUCUGGUAUAACUUGGACAGUGAUCUUUCUUCGCCAAAGCCAUUUCAAAAUUUGAAUGAGCUAACGGGAUUUUUGGAUCAUGUAAUAGGUCAGGGGGCUGAAGUUCUGGUUAUCUUUCAUGACAAACUUUGAAAAUGCUUUUCAAAUUGUGCUUAUGUUGGAAACUGUACAUAUCUGAACCUGUGAUCCCUGUUUAUUUAAGUUUUUGUUCUUAGGGAAAAAAAUUCUGUCAGGGCAUCUAAGGUAAAAUUGCGUAGGAGUUAGAAGUGUAAGGCAAACAAUCAAAAGAUGAGAGUAUUAAGUAAAAAAUAUAUGACAUUUGUGAA